Rubroshorea leprosula is the source of this 935-nucleotide messenger RNA. The record is from the annotation of a GenBank genome assembly. Lineage: Eukaryota; Viridiplantae; Streptophyta; Magnoliopsida; Malvales; Dipterocarpaceae.
CUCGGCAUCACAGACAGCCUUUGUGCUUAGGUGUGGGAAAAAUCCGUGACGGACUACAAAUAUCUGUUAGCGGAGGCUUCUCUUACAUCGUUCUUGAAACUGAUCACGUGACUGCUGUGCAACUUUUAUCUUCUUUUGUUUAUGAUUCUCAUUUAGCACUUUCAUUUGGGACUGCAGGGCUGAUGAAGAAUUUUGCCCUAGUUCAUCAUGUGGUUUGGGAAGAGAACAUUUGUGCCGAUCAGUUCUCUAAAAUGGGAAUCUUCCUUUACAUUACUUUCUUAUUUUUGAAGAAUGUCCUUGUUUACACUAAAAAUAAAUUAAAAAGGGUGAGGAUACGUGUAUGUUUUCCAAGAAUAAUUGGGUUACAUUUGCAGAGAAUUAAUAAUGAGUUGAGUUUAGCCCAUAGAUAAUUUGGGCUUCAGACCAAAUGGGUUAUGAUGGGGUAGCUAGAGUUCAAGUAGGGUAAGCCUUUUAAGUAGUGAAAAUUUAACCUAAUUAGGAGAUUGUGGAGAGAUUUUAGGAAGAUUUACCUGGAUUUGAUUGGAGAUUUAUUUGGAAUUAAUCGUCAAUUGCCGAUAGGGGAAUAUUGCUCUCAAAUGUGGCCCUUUAUGGUAGGUUUUUGCAAAGGCAGAAGCGAGAAUCAUGGAGGGAAACUAUUGAGCAAGAGAGAUAAACAAAAGAGAGGAAAAGGAUUAGUUUUAGAUGACCACAAAUCACCUAACAUGUACGCAUCUUCAAUUUUCAAACUUUUUCUUUUAGAUUUUAGCAUGAUCACCAAAUUAUAGUGCAAGAUCUGCUCUUGUUUUUAGUUUUAGUUUAGGUUUUCCAUCCUUGUUUGUAUUUACCUUCAAAUAUUGCAACUUUUGUUAAUUUUUAAGGACUUAGAAGCUAUUCAAUCUUGUAAGCAGGUUUACCCCAUUGAUUUGAUUAGUUUU